Vespa velutina is the source of this 2418-nucleotide messenger RNA. RefSeq names its product peroxidasin-like. Gene Ontology annotation, molecular function: heme binding; peroxidase activity. The coding region runs from base 301 to 2310 and encodes 669 amino acids. The transcript is spliced from 8 exons. The record is from RefSeq and is a predicted model, not a curated record. Lineage: Eukaryota; Metazoa; Arthropoda; Insecta; Hymenoptera; Vespidae. Gene Ontology annotation, biological process: response to oxidative stress.
CCCGUUCCUUGCGUUCUCAGGCAUACAAGCAAGCUGCCGGUGUAUUACUCCGGCCUUUCUUGCGAAAGUGCGAUACGUGCGAGAGCUGCGUGAAUGCCACCGUGUGUUUAGAACUACAUAACGGUUCUCGCCUUCCGCGGACUAACCCUCGCGUACAUUGUCCUUCUCUUAUUAUUCUACGUCAUCUCUGGAACAUCGAAAUCAAUCUGACAGCAUGUUGUUUACCCUUAUUACGCGAUUCCGAUCCGCAGAUUCUUCGCGUUGCUGGCGCUCGCUGAGAGUACGACCUUGCCGCCGAGGAUGCUACAAGAUUUGGGUAGGCGUACGAACGCCUCGAUGGAGAGGUAUGAUCAAGCGGAACGAAUGAUUCUGAAUUCGAAGACGCAUCUGAGUAGAGGUUCACCCUCGUGGUAUCUUGGUGCUUCUCAUGAGAUGACCAAAGAUGCUCAAAAUCUUUCAAGGAAGGCUUUACGGAUCGAAACUAUGUCUGUGAUGUUGGUAGAAGCUUUGAAUAUGUCUUCAAAGGAAGCCUCAUCUGUUCUACCUUCAGUCGCUGCGUUUGGCUGUUCAGAUCCCCCAAAUCUCUUGAAGAUCAUGUCUGAAUGUAAGAAGAUCGAUCCACGAUAUAGAUCCUUCACUGGAAGAUGUAACAACGUGUUACAUCCAACCUGGGGUGCUGCUUUAGAGGCCUACAUCAGACUUCUACCACCAGAAUAUCAAGACGGAGUGUCUUUGCCACGAACUGAUUUACCUAGUUCCAGAGAAGUCUCUUCCACUAUUCACUCGGGUGGUCAAGAUCUGAAACAUCCAUAUCUGAUGGCACUUACAGCAUUAUUCGCCCAAUUUCUUGCUCACGAUCUAGCUCAUACACCUAGGAUGGAGCUACCGGAUGGUACCAGAUUGAAAUGUUGCGACGUUGAUUAUGAAAAUUUCCAUCCCGAGUGUUUCCCAAUUAAAGCUGAUAAUGCGAUCGGCUGUAUGGAGUAUUCUAGAUCUGCACCACAUCCUGGUAAUUCCUUACAAGCUUGCAAGCUGGGUCCACGGCAGCAGAUUAAUCAAGCCUCCUCUUACUUGGAUUUAUCUCCGCUGUACGGUAGCUCGGAGGAAAUAUCCAAAGCCUUGCGUUCGGGCAAAGGUGGCUUGUUGAAUACUCAAAGAAGAAACUUACCGAUGCCAUCACCGGAGUCUGAAACUUGUAGAAGUGUGAACAAAGCUUUCCCUUGUUUCCUCAGUGGUGAUUCCAGAGUGAACGAACAUCCUGGCUUAACACUGAUGCACGUAAUCUUUCUACGUGAACACAAUCGAGUAGCUGAGCAAUUGGCCAAGUUGAAUCCUCAAUGGGACGACGAGAAACUCUAUCAGGAAGCUAGAAGGAUCGUCAUUGCUGAAAUGCAACAUAUAACUUACAACGAGUUCCUACCUGUCAUAUUUGGAGAAACGGGUUUGGACAAAUUCGACUUGCGGCUAUCCCAAGAAGGAUACUUUCGAGGAUACGAUUCACGCACUGAUGCGACUCUUUCGAAUUCGGCAGCCUCAGCAGGUCUCUUUUUCGUUGCUGCACUCACACCAAAAACACUCGAUCUCGUGGACUCUAGAUCUGCCCUGAAAUCUGGGGAAAGGUCUCUCCUCUCGGCCUUCUACGCACCUCAAGAAUUAUACGAGGCGGGUGCAAUCGAUCGAUUGAUAGCAGGAGCUACAGCGGGACAUUCUAGGAAGCCUUUACCCCCCGGCUUGAACGAAAUCCUUCUGGAGCGAUAUUUCCAUGAUGGGAAGAGCAAUGACGUGGCCGUUGAUUAUGCUGCUCAAAUCAUCCAACAGGGCAGAGAUCAUGGUUUACCAUCUUACGUCAAAUGGCGAACGUUUUGCGGUUUACCAGACGUUACCACCUUUCAGGAUCUUAAAGGCACGAUAGCCAAGGACAUCAUCGAAAGAUUACGACUAGUUUACAAAAAAGUUGAAGAUAUAGAUUUAGUGACAGGAAUACUCUCAGAAGCACCAGUAACUAAUUCGGUCCUUGGACCAACUUUUCUCUGUUUGCUAGGACGUACCUUCCGAAAUGUUCGUUUGGGCGAUAGGUAUUGGUACGAGAAUGCUAACACGCCAGGAUCCUUCAUGAUAAAACAAUUAGAAGAGAUUCGUAAAAGUACGAUGGCGCAAAUUCUAUGCAACAACGGAGAUCACUUAAAAUUAAUGCAACCAAGAGCAUUCAUUUUAAGAGAUCCUUUCUUAAACCAUAUGACAAAUUGUACGGAACACAUAAACAUAGGCCCAAAUCUGAUGUUAUGGAAAGAAAAGGAAGACACUUUUUAAGUUUUUUCAAUUCGAUCGAACGUAAUAACCAUUGAUCGUGAUCACUAAUUCUGUUCCUGACUUUACUAAAGAAUGUAAGAUUACCUAAUGCUCUAGAGAGAAGCGCGU